AUGAUACGCGCCUUCGAGAAGUCUAGUGACUAUGAUGGGCACUCCGCAAUAGCCUCUCACAACGGCAGAAUACCUAUUUUUGCUGUCUCGGCAUCCCUCAUCGAGCGGGAGAUGGACAAGUACAUAAAUGCCGGUUUCGAUGGCUGGAUCCUCAAGCCUAUCGAUUUCAAGCGACUCAACACUUUGUUGCUAGGUAUCGUAGAGGACGACGUCCGUGCGACAUGCUUGUAUGCCCCAGGCCAGUGGGAGCAUGGUGGCUGGUUCAACCUCCGAGAGAAUAGGGCCAAGGACGGUGACGUCCAAACGACGCCGACAGAGACACCGGAGGUCCCGACCAAAGACCUUUUGUCGAAGGAAACUACCGAUUCUACACCUGACGCUCCAAGUUGA
Messenger RNA from Colletotrichum spaethianum, 390 nucleotides. RefSeq lists its product as uncharacterized. The transcript has a single exon. Gene Ontology annotation, biological process: phosphorelay signal transduction system. Bases 1 to 390 code for a protein of 129 amino acids. The record is from RefSeq and is a predicted model, not a curated record. NCBI's taxonomy places the organism in Eukaryota, Fungi, Ascomycota, Sordariomycetes, Glomerellales, Glomerellaceae.